Lactuca sativa (garden lettuce) is the source of this 6149-nucleotide messenger RNA. Lineage: Eukaryota; Viridiplantae; Streptophyta; Magnoliopsida; Asterales; Asteraceae. The record is from RefSeq and is a predicted model, not a curated record.
UGAUCUAUUCUCUUAUCUUCAAAUUAUCUUUUGGUAAUUAAAAUUUGAAUGUUUGUGUAUAUUUCAGUCCUUGAUUAUGUGAUACAUUUCUGUAUAGAAGUGUUCUUUGGGUAAAAAGUUAUCAUAAAGGAUUCUCAUGUUGUUUUCAUUAGGAGUCAAGUUUAAAGUUUUGUUACAUUCCAAGCAUACACACUGCUGCUGAAAAUGUUGCAUUUUCUUAGGACAAAAGGCAAGAAAGUAAAUCUACAUAAAAAAAUUACUCCAUCAUUUUAAAGAAAAUGUUGCAUACUCACCAGCUUAUGGAACAAUUUAGUAAGUCCCAAUAACUCUUGGAAGGUUUUCUCAAUAGUCAAUAUCAAAUGCUUGAAAAGAAGCCAUGACCUGUGGAGGCAAUGGCUCCUCAUUCCUCUCUACGGUAACCGCCUUAAAGUUAAGCCCUUAACAUAUGGUGUCGUUCUGGCUCAUCCUUCUCCAGACUCCAAGCAUAUUCACCAUUCCACUGAAUAUAUAGAAUUAUGUUGUCCAAACUGAAUCAUCGGCUUUCACCGCCUCCUCUGCCUUAUCGGUCGCUAAUAGCUUAGUUGUUUUCUUCUACCGGCACUUGACCCACCUCAAAAUCUUUCCCUUAAUCAGUUCUUCUUUCUCUCCAUCAUCUUCUUCUUUCUCUAUAAAAAUGGGAACAAAAGAACAAAAACUCCAUGGAAAUGUCUUGACGAUUUGGUAGGUCGAUAAAUUCCACGGUCGAUCUCACACAACGUUUGAAGCCCUGUUCCCUGACUUCCUUCAUCAAUCUUGUUUUCUUGAAAAUUGAACGAGCCCUAAUUUAUUGCAAAUCACCUGAAAAUUAGGUAUUAUUGUUCUAUGAAGUUCUUUAUGUUAAUAAUAGUAUUUGUUUAUUUGUAUUAGGUUUGAUUGUCUCUGCCAUGUCAAACUCUCUAUGUUCAUCUAUUUUUCCUUCUCAUUCCAACGCUGACCAUUUAAUCUUCUUUUCUGUUGUUCUUGACUGUUCAGGUUCCAUUUAAUUUUCAUGGCUGGUCUUUCAAGAUAAGUUUUCAGUGUCCAUGGUAAAGCAGUCGGGGAGAGAAUUUCUGCCCAAGUUCCAUUAGCAGAAGCUGCUCUUAUCAAUGGAGUUGCCAAGGGUUAUGUAUCAAACAACGGAAUAUCAGAAGCCUAAUGUGUGUUGAUGUUUGAAGAUGUUUUUGUGCUUAUAUUUAAUGAGAGACUGCUUCAGGUUUUUUAAAGGAAGUGACGAGUUCUAUAAGCUUUGUCUAUGGAUUACUUUCUUUUGAAGUUUUUAUAAUAUUGUUUUUUACACUUGUGAAAAAUACUGAAGAUGUUCGCCUAUCUACCGGUUAUUUUACUACUUUAUGUUGAUCUGUGUGAUAAAACUUCCAAUUUUCAGUAGUAGUAAUCACUUGUAAUAUCAUGAGGGGCUGCACUUUUUUUAUGGCUAAAAAAGAGUAUAGGAGAAAAGCCAUUCUAAAAUGGAUAAAAAAUAGUGGUCGUCUUGAAAAAAUAGUUGAAAAGUUGGAUAUGGUUGCUUGUACUUUAGGAUUUAAGAAACAGUACAGAAAAGAAGCCAUUAUAAAGUGGAAAAGAAAAAGACUUAAGAGUAUUGGCAAUAGACAAUUUUCAUCCACCAAAACAGUAGCAAGAACUUUACUUCCUCCUCCUAUGAACAUGACAAAAGGAAAACAUCUCCUACGGCAGGUUAUUUUGAGUGCUGAUAUUCUUCCUGAUGUUUUAUGUUGCUCUUAUUGUGGUGCCAUGAAAUUUUAUUCAGAAACAUCGAACUUUUGCUGUUUAGAAGGGCGAAUUGUUUUAUCAACUAAUGAACUCCCGUCUAUGAUGCAGAAUUUGUUGACUUCUACAUCUGACCUUGCAAAAUCUUUUAGGACGUAUAUUAGAACAUAUAAUAAUCAUUUUGCAUUUACUUCAUUUGGUGUUAGGGCCGACAAUGAUCUGUCAAAAAGAAAUAUGGGUAUAUAUACUUUCAGAGUACAGGGUCAGGUCUAUCAUUUUCUCAAUGAUUUACAACCUGAUGAGAAAAGUGCCAAAAAUCUUCAACUCUAUUUCCAUGACACUGAAAAUGAAAUAGAAAACCGAUUUAUGUCUUCUCCACGGUUAUCUAAAGAGUUAAUUGCAAUAUGCAUGGCCUAUCUGCAGCAAAAUCCUUAUGCACGGUUUUUCAGCAAUUUAAGAGAUGUUCCAUGUUUUGCUGAAUACAAGAUUAUUCUUAAGACUAUCCCCGGACAAGAUCAACGGGUGUAUAACAAACCGGAUGUUUCACAAGUAGCUGCUCUUUGGGUUGAAGGCGAAGACAAUGGGGAACAAGGUCAAAGGAACAUUGAAGUGAAAACACAUAGUGAUCAGUCCAGAACUGUUCAAUAUUAUUAUGGCUGCUAUGAUCCGUUACAGUAUCCUUUAAUGUUUCCGUUUCGAGAACUUGGUUGGCAUCAGCAUAUUCCGAAAAAAACUGCUUCCCAAAGGAUGAAAGGAGGAAAAGUUAUUUCUGAGGCAGAAACACUCAUCUCACCCUGGGCUGCUACAAAUGUUGAUGAACUACUGGAUAUGGAAGAGAGUGUUUUGGGACGCAAUCUAGAGACUUCAAAAUGUGUUUCGAUAAGGGAAUAUUAUGCCUAUAAGCUUUAGAUACGCAGAAAUGAUAAAUCUUGCUUAUUGCUUUUUGGUCGUUUGUUACAACAAUAUAUAGUUGACAACUACGUUAAAUUGGAGACACAAAGAUUAGCUUUCUACAGAACACAACAACAGGAGUUACGACAAGAAUUCCUUCAAGGGGUGGUGGACGCAAUGGCAAGUGGGGAAACAAAUGCUUCAUCUAUUGGGAAGAGAGUCAUUCUACCAGCAAAUUUUAUUGGUGGUCCGAGAAAUAUGAGACGUAGGUACAUUGAUGCUAUGGCGCUCGUACAAAAAUUUGGAAAGCCAGAUAUUUUCCUAACUUUGACAUGUAACCCUAAUUGGCCUGAAAUAAAACAGCACUUGAUGCCUCAUGAGGAAACACAAAAUAGGGCCGAUUUGAUUGUUAGAGUAUUCCAUGCCAAGCUUCAGCAAUUUAAAGAUGAAAUCUUCAAAAAAUAAAUAUUUGGAAAGGUUGUCGCAUACACUUAUGUUGUGGAGUUCCAAAAAAGAGGUCUGCCGCAUGCUCAUUUUUUGCUUAUACUUGCACCACACUAUAAGAUGCACCACACAGAAGAAUAUGAUGAGAUAGUUUGUGCUGAAAUACCGGAUAAAAAUGCAAAUCCUCAUCUGUUUAGGAUGGUAGUGAAACAUAUGUUUCACGGUCCAUGUGGUUCCCUUAAUCCAGACAAUGUUUGUAUGAAAAAAAUGGGAACUUGUAAGAAUUUCUAUCCAAAAGAUUUUUCAUCUCAAACAACUCAAGGUAAUGAUGCAUAUCCUUCUUACAGAAGACGUGACAACGGAGUUAAAGUUAUGGUGAGAGGUGCUGAGCUCGAUAACAGAUGGAUUGUUCCAUAUAACCCAUAUUUACUUUGUAAGUUUGAUUGUCAUGUAAAUAUAGAAAUAUGUUCCACAAUAAAAGCUGUAAAAUACAUAUAUAAGUACAUAUGCAAAGGAUGUGAUAAAAUUAGUUUUGUUGUUUCUUCAAAAGAUGAUGAUGAAUCCAUAAAUGAGAUUGAUCGGUUUCAAGCAGGUAGAUGGAUAUCCCCACCUGAAGGAGCAUGGCGGAUUUUCAGAUUUUCGAUGGGCGAAAUUAAACCAGCCGUUAUUCAUUUGCCUCAUCAUUUGGAGAAUUUUCAGCCAAUCACAUUUAAAAAGAGAGAACGUUUGAAGAAUAUUGUUGAAAAUGCUGAUAAAAGAAAGACAAUGUUGACCGAGUUUUUUGUUAAAAAUAAAACGGACCGAUUUGCACAAAGUUUAAAUUUAACAUACGUCCAAUUUCCUGAUCAUUUUGUGUGGAAGUCGAACAAAAAGGUUUGGGUACCUAGGCAACAAGAUAAUUCAAUAGGGCGUAUAGUGGUUGCCCAUCCAAGUGAAGGUGAAAGAUAUUAUCUGAGGAUGCUUUUAUUGAAAAUUCGUUGUCCUAAAUCAUAUGAAGAUCUUAAGGUUUUUAAUGGAGUUCAGGUUGCCACAUUUCGAGAAUCUGCAUUGGUUCAUGGAUAUUUAAUUGAUGAUAAUAGUCAACAGUUAUGUCUCCAAGAGGCAUCAGUGUUCAACAUGCCGUACGAACUACGGAGACUUUUUGCAACGUUACUUGUUUACACGACUCCAAACAAUCCCCGCCAACUGUGGGUAUCUUUUGAAGAUUCGAUGUUGGAAGAUCUUAUACAAUGUGAUCAGUACACGCGUAAAGAAGCUACUAGAUGUGCAUUUCAGCAAGUAAACGCGUUCUUACAAUCAAUAGGAAGACAACUUAAUGAGUUUGAUGUCUUGCCUCCUGACUUUUCAUAUGAUGAUUUGGAAGAUGAAAGAAGAGAAAUAAGAGCAGAAAAGAGUAUUGUUGUAUGUGAGGCUGAUUUACAAGCAAUACACAAUCUCAAUGAAAAACAGAAAGUUGCAUUUGAUAAAAUCAUUGGAGCAGUGGAUUGCAAGAAAAGUGGGGCAUUCUUUGUUGAUGGACCAGGAGGUACAGGCAAAACUUUUCUCUAUAGAGCUUUGCUAGCAAAGAUCAGAUCAGCAGGACAAAUUGCUUUAGCCACAGCAACAUCAGGAAUUGCUGCAUCCUUACUUCCAGGGGGCAGAACCGCGCAUUCUAGAUUUAAAAUUCCAUUGGAUCUUUCUGAUGGAAUGCAUUGUAGAAUUAGUAAGCAAUGUUCUUUGGCUAAUUUGAUUAAGAGCUCUAAGUUGAUUAUCUGGGACGAAGCUCCGAUGGCAAAACGGUCUGCAAUAGAAGCUUUAGAUGGUUUGCUACAAGAUCUUAUGGACUCAAGUGAAAUUUUUGGUGGCAAAGUGGUUGUUCUUGGUGGAGAUUUUAGGCAAACAUUACCGGUUGUUCGAAAAGGGAGCAAAUCUGAAACAAUUGCUGCUUGUCUUACUAACUCUUUUUUGUGGCCGUCACUAUGUGUACUACAGCUGGAACAAAACAUGAGAGCAUUACUAGAUCCAAAAUUUACUGAAUUUCUGUUAAGGUUAGGCGACGGCGAAGAGAGUUCUGAACAUGAUGAUGUUGUCACUAUUCCUGCAGCAAUGAUCAUAGAGAGUAACAAUCAGAAGGAUGCCUUAAAUCUUCUCAUUGAAUAUGUUUACCCAAGUAUUUAUGGUAAAUCUUCCAAUGUGCCUUCGUCCUUCAACCGAGCUAUUUUGACAACGAAAAAUGCUUUUGUUAGUGAAAUAAAUGAUGUCUUGAUUCAGAAGUUCCCAGGAGAAGAAAUAGAGUAUAAUAGUUUUGAUGAAACUGUUGAUGUAAACGACCAGGGACAUUAUGAAGAUCUACUUCAUUCUCUAACUCCUAAUGGUAUGCCACCACAUCGACUUGUUUUAAAGAAAAACGCACCUAUUAUAUUGUUGCGAAACAUGAAUCCUACCGAAGGAUUAUGCAAUGGUACAAGACUGUUUUGCAAAGACUUCAACAGGAAUGUAAUUCGUGCGGAAAUAGCAUUUGGAGAUUUCGCUGGGAAAGAGGUCUUUAUACACAGGAUUCCAUUACAACCACCUACAGGCAAAGAAUAUACGGUUCCCUUCAAAAGAAUUCAAUUUCCAAUUAGGCUGUGUUUCGCAAUGACCAUCAACAAAGCACAAGGCCAAACACUAGACUUUGUAGGUGUAUACCUUAAGGAGCCAGUAUUUUCACAUGGACAACUAUAUGUUGCCCUAUCUCGUGCCAAAAGAAUUGAAAAUGUCAAAGUUCUCAUCAACCAUCCUUUGUAUUCUUCAGACACCAACAAAACAAAAAAUAUUGUAUAUCAAGAAGUAUUACAAUAUGCCAAACAUGUCCACGUGUAUGUGUCUGUAAAUUGACAGUUGGCUUCUCUUUUCAACAAUAAAUAAGUUGUUAAUGUCAAUUUUAAUUUGUUUAUUUACAGCUCUGACUAGCAACCACAGAAAAAAAAACAUCUCUCAAUUCCUUUUCAUUGAUGAUCAAAGUAACGUCAAAUAUAUCUAUAUAUAUUUGUCUGUAAACUGACUUUUUCUUUUUCUUUGUCUUUUUAAACAAUUAGUAACCUUUUAAUGUC